GGGCCGCCGUGGCCGUGGCCGUUGCCGGGUGACCCGCCGCUAUUUACCGUGGGGCGGAGCGGAGCGCCAGGCUCGCUGCACUCGCGCACCCACCAUGGCCUCCCGCAGCGCGGGCACCCUACUGACCGAGUUCAAUGCCGCCUACGUGCCCCCUGGCCUCAUGCCCGGGUACCAAGGCCACGUCCCCACUGUGGCCUUCUCCUUCGGCGCUCCCUACGGCACCACCACCCUCAAGUACUUCCAGGACCACCGCAACACAGCCAUGGAGAAGAGCCACACUCCUUUCAGCCAAGGCGGCCACUUCCCCACCAUCUUCUCCACCAACCCCAACCUCCUGCUGAUGGAGCGCGCGAGCACCCGGGACCGCUGGCUGCACAAGCCCAGCUACACUCGCUUCAACCUGGAUAGCCACCGAUCCACAGAGCUCACAAACUUCUACCAGGCAGUCCAGCAGCAUCGGAAGUACUAUCAAGACAAGACAGGCACGGUGCCUCGAGUCCCCUACUUUGUGCUGCCCGUGAGGGAGCCGGAACACUACCCCCUCCCCACUGUCCUGCCUCCUCUGUGCCCGAAGAAGAAGUGGCACCUUUUGAGAGUAGCCCCCGAGAGCCUGAAGACCUACCAGACCUUUCCGUCAGGGAAGAGGGUCUCCCCGCAAGAGCGGAAGAGGAGAGACUGCUACUUCGAGUUCAGAGCAUGAGACCAGGUUCCUGAUGCCUGGGAUCCUGGGUGGAGACCAGCCCGGCUUCCCUGGAAUAAAACCUUUAGCCGUGACCAUCCUACCCACCUCUCCUCUGGAUCCCAGGGACACUCGGCCACAGCAGGAAAUGCCCCCUGAAAGUCACACAGCAUUGUGUCCUACGGGCCUGCGGAAAGCUCUGUCCCAGGGACUGAAGCCGAGCAAAAGUGGUGUCCGGCUACCUGACAGGUCCAGCUACCUUCUCCCCAAGAUGGGGCAAGUUGAACUGAGGAAUGUAGGGUUCCCUAGCCUUAGUGGCAGGUCACUCAGGUACAGAGACCUCCCACCUGAUUCUACUGGUAUAAGCAAGGAAGUCCAGUUACCCCGGUCUAAGAAUGAAGGGGAAGUGGCCCCAGAAUAAUCGUACUGGGUAUGAUUGGAAAGGAAUUUUCAAAGGAGCCCUGACUUGGCAUCGUUUGGUCCACACGAUCACUUGUGAGGGAAGAAGUGUUAUUAUCCCCACUUUACUGAUAAAGACACUGAGGCGCAGAGAGGGUGAGGGUAAGAAAGUUGCCCCAGCUUACACAGUUGGGAAGUAUCACAGCCAGAAUUUGAACUCAGGUCUUUCUGACUCCCAAGUCCUGGUUUUUCCAUGACACAGCCUGCUUGUGGUCCAUGUGGAGACUGAGGGGCAGGGAAGACAUAAACCUUGGGAUCCUGAAGGAGCCUGUGGAGGGUGGAGCCUGGGAGAAGAAGCUGUGCGCAGCAGGCACCUUCUGCAUUCUGCCGAGGCUGGCCUGGACGGGUGGAUGCGGCAUCUACCCCUGAAGCUGUUUCUAGAAGAGGAUGGGAGGGAAUGACCUAGGACCAGGCCACUCUUCCAGGAAUUCCUAUGUUUCGGGGCCCCAGGCCAGAAAUGGAUGCUGGGCACGGAUGCUGAGGCCACAUGCCUGGGGUGGUCUUUGAGGUCUGGAGGAUCCGCUCCCACCAGGCUGCUGCUUCCUACCUCCCAGGAGGCUCCUGCCUGCUGGGGCAGGGGCAGGACGGGGGUGAGAGCCCCUCAGGGACAGGAGCAGGGAUGGGGACCUCAGACCAAGGUGGGGACCUUCUCCAACAUUCCAGCACCUCUUGGAUUUGAUCAAGGGCACUCCAUUAAACGACAAGGCCCUUAUUGUCCUUGAACAGGUGAGUCAGGACCUAAUGGCAAGGGGAACACAGCCAGGUUCAAGUACACCUGGGGCUGGAGCAGCCCCUCCUCUGUAGCCAGCGAUUAGAUUAGACACCUCCCCCAGGAUAAUGUAAAUAAGAAAAACCCAGUGGGGGGCUUCUGUGUCUCCAAGUCCCUGAGGAGCCGGACCCCAAAGGCUCUCUGUGGUGGCCAGAUUCAUUCCAGGGCUUGGCUGAAUAGCAAAGCAAAUAAACUGAUUGCUGGUCCCACAAUCAGGGCCAAGAUGCCUUCUCCCUCAGAAGGGGAGUGGGGAGCCGGGCGCCGGCUGGAAUGGCUGCUAUGUGCACGUCUCUGUGCGGCUCUGCAGUGUGAGGUGCUGGGGGUCCGGGGUUUUGGUGAAGGGAGGGAAGGCCCUCUAUCUUGCUAGGGACCUUCAUCCCAUUUGGCUUGGUCCCCUGCUAUGACACGGCUUGAGAUUUGAACUAUUCCCUCAAAAAGAUUGCCACCCCAGCCUGCUUGAUGACGCUGGCACACGGAAGCCCUGGAAUGGGCAGCUCUUAAUAAAAAGUACCAUGUA
Messenger RNA from Cercocebus atys (sooty mangabey), 2424 nucleotides. It is a transcript of the gene CIMIP2C, whose product is annotated as chromosome unknown open reading frame, human C2orf70. Lineage: Eukaryota; Metazoa; Chordata; Mammalia; Primates; Cercopithecidae. Bases 95 to 700 code for a protein of 201 amino acids. The transcript is spliced from 4 exons. The record is from RefSeq and is a predicted model, not a curated record.